AUGGGAUUAUGCAGAUGUUUAUUUCGUUCAUUUAUUUUUACAAUUAUAACUGUAGCAGUUAUAGUUUUAGUGCCCAAUUUACCACCUUACGCUAAAAUAUCCAAGUCUGUGAGCAUUCCUAAAAUUACACCAUUAGAUGGUCCAUUUACCAUUAAUGAAAAAUUGAAAGGCAUUGAACAAUGGCAAAAAGGGAAGGUAAAUGGGCCGGAGGCAUUUGCUGAAUAUAACGGAGAGCUUUAUGCUAGUUUAUAUCCAGGAGUUGUAGCUAAACAAGUAAACGAGCAAUUCGUUAUGGUAGCCAAAACUGGAAAAUCCUGUAAAAAUUCUUAUGAUGAACACAUUUGCGGAAGACCUUUGGGUAUUAGGUUUGAUAAAAAUGGUUAUUUGUAUGUAGCUGAUGCAUACUACGGAAUUUUGAGAUUCGAUUUAAAAAAGAAUGAAAAAAUAACUAUUGUGUCGCCUAAUGAAGAAAUAGGAGGAGCGAAACCUAUGCUCUUCAACAGUUUGGAUCUAGCCAGUAAUGGAGACAUAUUUUGGAGUGACUCCUCUAGCCAAUUCCAUUUAAAUGAUUUAACAUUCGACAGUUUAGCUGAUGCCUCUGGGAGAUUGAUCCGUUAUAACGCCAACACAAAGAAAAACGAAGUGUUAAUUGACAACUUACGAUUUGCCAAUGGAGUUAAACUCUCACAAGAUGAAGAUUUUGUUUUGGUUGGUGAAACAAUGUACAACAGAGUUCAUAGAUAUUAUUUGAAAGGGCCCAAAAAAGGAACACAUGAUAUUUUCAUCGAAGGUUUACCUGGUUUGGUCGAUAAUAUUCAGUCAGACGGUGGUGAUGGAUUUAUUUUGCCAUUAGUCGAAACCGUUACUGAUGAUCACCCAAGCUUCGUGCAUGUUCUAUUGGAAUUUCCCACUGCUAGGAAGUUUAUUGCCAGAUUGAUGGGUCUCGGCGAAUUGGCUAUAGAAACUGUAGAUAAAUAUUACCCGACGGAUUAUGCCAAAAGUGCAGUUCAUUUUAUUGGGCACUACCGUUCCGUGUCAUUUUUAGGCAAAUCAAGUCCUUUCCAAAUGAUAGUGCAUGUGAAUAAAGCCGGAGAUGUCAUCGAAACAUUUUCAACAACAGACAAACAGUUCCGAGGCUAUUCGGAUGCUUUCAUAUUCAAAAAUCAAAUGUACCUGGGAUCGCCCCAUAACGACUACAUCGGGAGGAUUCCGUUAAGCAAAUUAGGCUGGAGUGAAUCUAAAGUUAAACGAUCCGUACCGGAGCCGAAGGCCGAAGCGAAACAGGCCUAUAAAACUGAAACUAAACCAACCACCACGACUCCGCCUCCUUCAAAACCCACCACUACUCCUCCGCCUCCUAAAACAACCCCUAAGCCGCAAACGACGGCAGCUCCGAAAACUACGCAGGCCCCCAAGCCGACUGUACCUCCUACGAAACCGAGUCAAAAACCAACCACUGCUCCCCCCAAGCAGCAAACUCAAACGCCGCCUUCCACUAAACCGACUACUCCAUCAGCCAAAUCGUCUACCUCACCUCCUGCUAAGUCAACUACUACUCCUCCUCCUAAGUCAACUACUACUGCCCCGCCU
Molecule: messenger RNA, 1590 nt
Organism: Phyllotreta striolata
Lineage: Eukaryota; Metazoa; Arthropoda; Insecta; Coleoptera; Chrysomelidae
Source: the annotation of a GenBank genome assembly